AUGCUCAAGAAAAGGUUCGUGGCCUAUCAAGAGAACAAGAUCCCCAGUAGCUCUCUGUCGCGCGAGUACUGGGCAUAUGCCGCCGAAAAGAUUGGCAUGAUCAACACAGACUAUGGCAUCACAAUCACAGAAGAGUCCUUGGCCGCGGCAAAUGCCAUGAACACCUUUGGAACGACACCAGAACACAUAGGCGCAAUGCAGGCCGAAGGUCGCGAGAGCAUAAUGUUGGUUCGUUCCAGUGAUCAGCGCACACUUUCGCCCUAUCUAUACCUCCUCAUGAACCAAGUCGAAGAAUGCUACUUGUUGGAACCGGAACGAGUUGGGAAACGUAAGGAAGCGCCAGUCGGAUUGACGGGGUUUGGCUGCAAGUACUGUAUCAAGGCAGGACGCCUUGGGUUUUGCCGCGUGUUUCCGCUCAACAAGCGCAGCAUGCCCAUGAAAGUUAACGAUAUUUAUCAGCACUUUCAGCGCUGUCCUUUGACGCCAGCAGACAUGCGAAACACGCUUCGUGAAUUGAAGCGAGCAGCGACCAAGCCUCCACUCAACGACCGGGAUCGUGAAUUCGUGGAUCAACUGUGGAUGAAGUUGGGGCGAACGGGCUCUCAGAUUACACCCACAGGUUGA
This is a messenger RNA of Seminavis robusta, 624 nucleotides long. The record is from the annotation of a GenBank genome assembly. NCBI's taxonomy places the organism in Eukaryota, Bacillariophyta, Bacillariophyceae, Naviculales, Naviculaceae.